This is a messenger RNA of Haliotis rufescens (red abalone), 2254 nucleotides long. Its product is annotated as nose resistant to fluoxetine protein 6-like. NCBI's taxonomy places the organism in Eukaryota, Metazoa, Mollusca, Gastropoda, Lepetellida, Haliotidae. The transcript has 15 exons. Bases 55 to 1965 code for a protein of 636 amino acids. The record is from RefSeq and is a predicted model, not a curated record.
GUGUUCAGGUGCAUUUGCAACACGUCGAGGAGUGGUCUUACUCAGAAAGAUAGUAUGGCAAUGGAUGUGUCCUUGGUCUGUGCAGUUGUCCUAACCCUGAUCACUCAGAUACUCUCAUGUGAGCGGCUUCAAGGAUCCCAUUAUUAUUUUGGGAUUCCAGGGACCCCAGUGGUCAAACACCUAUCCAGUUAUGCCACACGUGGUUUGAACAUCGUCAAGGAUGAUCAGAAAUGUACUAUCCAUCCCGUUCAGCAAUCUGGCGCCCGUGCACCACGUCUGGAACACACCAGUGAAACAGCAAUCGGUUUUGGACCGUAUCAAGAAUGUCUGAAGUCAGAUAUCGGAAGACAACCUGAUAUGUACAAGCGGAAUCGACAUCCUUACGGGAAAUUACUGGUCUCGUCUACAGGCAACAAUUUAUUCAAACAGAUACACCGGUUGAACUCAGAUCUGGGUUGGUAUUUCCGGGACAGAUCACUUCGCAACAAAGCUGUUCGACAUGACGAUGCGGCCAUGGAAAGACUUCGUCACAGAAACUCUCGCAUACAUCUACAAACAAAACUUGUCAUAACCCUCCUGCUGGUCCUUGUCACGAUGUUGGUCACGGGAACGAGUAUUGACUUACUGAUCUGUACCAAACUGCCACAGUCAAUUAAUCUCAGAACCUAUUUAAAACGCGUGACUUGGUGUAGAGUCCUGCGAUGUUUCUCCGUGUACACUAACACCCUGAAGCUGUUCGAUGUGACGGUGUCCUCUGAAAGACUGGGAUGCCUAAAUGGUAUCAAGACACUCUCCUUCUUCUGGAUUCUCUUCAGCCGCCUGCAUGCGUCAACUCUAGAUAAAGUCGUGACGAAAGGGUUCGAUGUAGCUCUACCGUUGACAUGGAGAAUAUUGAGGCCAUAUGUAAGGGGUUAUCUGACGGAAUCAGCAUAUGUUAUGAGUGGUUUACAGACAACUCUGACCAGUCUGGAACAAAAGCAGAAAGGGAAAAUAGACUGGAAGAAGCUGUAUUUACAAAGAUAUUUACGAGCGACACCACCGGCCAUCCUUGUCCUGGUGUUACUGACCACGUUCCUACCUUAUUUUCUUAAUGGAUCUCAAGGCGUGAACAUGCAACGCUGUUUACCAUGGUGGAGUUUCGUCACACCAAUUAAAUUACAUCAUCCUCCGCCUUCAGACUGUUUGCCUCAAGUGUUAUCAAGAAGGACGGAUUUGAUAUAUGCUUUGGCAUGUCCUCUCAUCUUUCUACCUCUUAUGUUAUCACCAAUCCCUGGGUUCAUCUUGUCAAUUGUUGCGAGUGUGUCAUUCUACCUUGUGAGUGAAGUACGCUUUCGUCCAAACUCGCUACUGCAUCGCCUGCUUGGUAAAAGACGGUUUGGAUCCUACAUAGUCGGUGUCCUCGUUGGCUAUAUACUGUUCAAGAACAAAGACAAAAUUGCACUAAGCAAGACAGCACAGAUAAUCGGUUGGAGUUGUGCUCUUGGCGUCAUUUUCUUCCAUGUCUUUGGCGAGAGUUUAACUUGUAAAGCAGUCAUCAGAGACAUCCUGGGCUUUUAUCAUGAACCGGUAUUCAAGGUUUUGUGGACUGUAAGUUUCGGAUGGAUCGUUAUCGCCUGUUCUACCGGGAAUGGAGGCAUCAUCAACAAGUUUCUGUCGUGGAAGGUGAUGGCUCCCCUCAGUAAGCUUGGCUACAGCUCCUUUCUCACCCGCAUUGCCGUGGGUCAUAUCUACAGCUCCAGAUUACAGGACAACUGGCACUACACCUGGCUUGAUACGAUCACCUCCUACACCUGGGUUACUGUCUAUGCGCUGUCAACAUCCCUCCUAGUACAUCUGCUAUGUGUGGCACCAAUGGGUAACCUGGUAGUCCUGUUGUGGAGCAGGACAAAGACUAAAGAGACCCGUGUCUUGGAUGGGGAUCCGAUAGCAGUCAAUCCUCCUAAUCUCAAACUUAAGUCUAAUUGACAUUAAUCUACGGUUACAGGGUAUUCUUAUGUCCAUUUGGUUCAAAUUGUGUUUGUCCCCCAUUUUUAUAUAGUCACUAUCAAUGAUAAUAUGUAUAUAUUAAUACGGACGUGAUUGUACAUCUUUCGAAAUCGCACAUAUCCUUCAGCGUGUCAUCCAAAAAUGAAUGUCCAGGGACCCGCUUACAUACUUAUCGCAAAGACAUAAGUAACCACACUUAACCAUGUCAUAACCAGAUGUUGAUCACUUGCUUGAUAAUUGUACCAGCACCUCAACUGAUCCACCAUAU